Messenger RNA from Conger conger (European conger), 2739 nucleotides. It is a transcript of the gene ddx28, whose product is annotated as DEAD (Asp-Glu-Ala-Asp) box polypeptide 28. Bases 622 to 2319 code for a protein of 565 amino acids. Gene Ontology annotation, biological process: mitochondrial large ribosomal subunit assembly. NCBI's taxonomy places the organism in Eukaryota, Metazoa, Chordata, Actinopteri, Anguilliformes, Congridae. The record is from RefSeq and is a predicted model, not a curated record. Gene Ontology annotation, cellular component: mitochondrion. The transcript has a single exon. Gene Ontology annotation, molecular function: ATP binding; nucleic acid binding.
UAUUUCACCAGUUCUGCAAAUUUGUUAAUUCAGCAAACGUACUCUAUAGAAAGCCAGUGUUGCACAAUGUUGGAAUGUUGCUAGCAUCAGAGGCAACGCAGCAAUGUAACAGAAUAAAUGUUUUUAAGUAUAAAGAUCACAAGAUGAUACGAACUCACUAGCUAGUUAUGUGGCUAUGUCCACUUAACAGGAAACACUUAACUGCAGUUCAGCCAUCUCACCAAGGAUCAAAGAGAGUAUCUUCGUUUUCUUCACCGGUGUGUUGUGCGACAGAAACAUGUGUGGAGUUCAACUUUCCUAUGCGACGAAAUUCUACGUCAUCAAACAUCGCCGGGUUGUCACAUGUCAAGGACCGCACGUGAACGCUACCCUUGACUUUUGUUACUGGUGUCUAGUAGUGUCUACUAGUACACGGAUCGUAUUUUAAACGACUGGUUUAAUUGCCAGUUAGCUAGCGAUUUAGGUAACAUUAUUUCUUGUCUCGAAACAGCUUGGCUAUACCAUGGUUACUGACCAAGAGCUAAUUACCAAUCGAAGACGGACGCAGCACGGUUUUCUUUAAAGACGUAACCAAGCCAACCAAACUAACGGAUCGGAUUAGGAAACGAACGACUCUUAAAAAUGCAGUUUUUGAGGAUUGUGUAUAAUUCCGUGAGCAACUCCAGAAAAAGUCAUUCGCCCCGUUAUGUUAGAGACUCCGUGUGUUCUCUUUUUACUUUUCAGUUUGCUACCUUAAGCCACAUGUCAAGCUCUACAGAGCCAGUGGUUAUCAGGAUACCCCGAAGAAUCCAAGAACGCAUUGAAAAUGUUAAACAGAUGAAAGGCAAAGCGGGUGAAAAAGUCAAUACAGUCAAACCCGGGAAACUUCUAAUAAAGAGCAAGAACCCUCAGCUCAACCAGUCUGCUGGCUACACACUUGGCAAUUUUGAACAACCGACCCUUGCCUCAAAAGGAUGGAACCACAGUAAGUCAUUUGGGGAUUACUUCACGAUUAAUAAAAUACGAGAUGUUCCACCUUGUCUUAGAGAAGACCAACAGGAAGAGGGUGAGAAGACCACAGACAAAACGAUAACAUUUAAAUCUUUACACAUCUGUCCAGAUAUCGUGGAAAUCCUGAGCCGUGAUAAUAUAAUUUACCCGACGUCUGUGCAGUUGCAAACCAUCCCCAAACUUGUCCGUGGUUACAAUGUCCUUUGUGCAGCUGAGACCGGGAGUGGAAAAACACUAACUUACCUGCUUCCCAUUAUUAAUAAACUGAAGGGGGAAAUUGGGCAGGAGGACUCCAUAGUGGAUGCACCACACGCAAGCUGUGUGGUCCUGGUGCCAUCCAGGGAGUUAGCAGAGCAGGUGACAUCUGUAGCAAAGGCCUUGUGUAAUCCGUUUGGCAUGAAGGUGAGAGUGGUGGGGGGCGGUAAGGGUGUGGGUAAUAUAAAGCUUGCGUUUGCCAGCGGUCCACCAGACAUCUUAGUCGCCACUCCCGGCGCACUGGUCAAAGCUCUCCGCCGACGCUGGCUGAGUAUGACCGAGCUUAGCUUCUUUGUAAUCGACGAGGCCGACACCUUGUUUGACCCGAGCUUCGCAGACAUGGUGCAGGACAUUUUAUCCCACACCCAAAUAGCGUCCAGCCCUGCAGAGACGCAAGGCCCGAUCCGCAAAGCCCAGCUGGUGGUGGUGGGGGCGACGUUCCCGGGGGGUGUGGGCGACGUGCUGAGCCAGGUGACCGACGUGGGUAGCAUCGUCACUGUCAAGAGCCGGAUGCUCCACUUCCUGAUGCCCCACGUGAAGCAGACGUUUCUGAAAAUCAAGGGCGAGGACAAAGUUCUGGAGCUCCACCAUGCCUUAAAGGCUGCAGAGCAGGACCGGUCGCCGGUGCUGGUGUUCUGCAACAGCGCGUCGACGGUGAACUGGCUCGGGUACAUGCUGGACGACUACGGAGUCAGUCACGCGCGCAUUCAGGGCGAGCUGCCGGCGAAGGUGAGGGCUGGGAUCUUCCGUUCCUUCCAGAAGGGCCUGGUGGACGUCCUGAUCUGCACGGACAUCGCCUCUCGAGGCCUGGACACGCAGAGGGUGAAGCUGGUCAUCAACUACGACUUCCCCGAGUCCCACACGGACUACAUCCACCGGGCCGGUCGGGUGGGUCGGGCGGGCCCGUUGGGGGGCGCCGGUGAGGCGGCCGUCCUCAGUUUCGUCACUCACCCGUGGAACGUAGAGCUGGUGCAGACGAUCGAGACCGCGGCCAGGAGAAGGAGCGUCCUGCCCGGGAUGGAGUCGGCCAUCCGCCAGUCGGCCCCGAAAGCAGACACUGGCGGCAGCCCUUAAAGCUGAGCUGAUUUCUAUAUGAAUGAACUGUCCCCCUUGCCAGGUUUUGUAAUUCAAUAGCAUUGCCAAUUUGCCAUGCACAAGCGUACAGUAAAGAAAAAAAAAAGAAAAGCUUCCUUGGUGUUUUGUUGAUCGCUGUGAUGCCAAGUUAGAGGUCACUGAUUACUUUACUCUGAUCAGGGUUGUGGUCCAUCCAGAUUAAGUGCAGUCAAUUCAUUACACCAAUAAUGUCCAGAAACCAUCAGUUCAACUGACAACUCUUUCCAGACCUGACUGAAGGACCUGGCCCAGAUACAGCAAUGUUUUUCGACAAGUGAUGCGCAUGUUAUAACUGGACAAGGCGUAACUGAAUUAGAUGUUAAAAUGUCUUGUUUGUCUGUUGAUGUUACACCUGAUUAAACUGAAUCCAUUUUCAAAGGC